CGGAGGGUGGCGGAGGGUGGUGUGGGGCUCGCGGGCAGCCGGGAAACGGAGAGCGGAAUUCAGCGCUCUGGAAGAGGUUCCCACCUUCUACCGUCGCCUCAGCCUGAGUGACACUCCCGCUCCGCCAUGGGCAAGAAGGGCAAAGUCGGGAAGAGCCGGCGAGACAAAUUCUAUCACCUGGCGAAGGAGACCGGGUAUCGUUCCCGCUCCGCUUUCAAGCUGAUCCAGCUCAAUCGCCGCUUUCAGUUCCUGCAGAAAGCCCGAGCCCUGUUGGACCUGUGCGCCGCGCCGGGGGGAUGGCUGCAGGUGGCUGCCAAGUUUAUGCCUGUGUCCAGCCUAAUUGUGGGAGUGGACCUGGUUCCAAUCAAGCCUCUUCCCAAUGUGGUGACGCUCCAGGAGGACAUCACGACCGAGCGUUGCAGGCAGGCCCUGAGGAAGGAGCUGAAGACCUGGAAAGUUGACGUUGUGCUCAAUGACGGGGCACCCAAUGUCGGGGCUAGCUGGGUUCAUGAUGCUUACUCUCAAGCCCAUUUGACGCUGAUGGCUCUGCGUUUGGCUUGUGAUUUCCUGGCCCGCGGUGGCUGCUUCAUCACCAAAGUGUUCCGUUCCCGCGACUAUCAGCCCUUGCUGUGGAUCUUCCAGCAGUUGUUCCACCGAGUGCAGUCCACCAAGCCCCAAGCCUCUCGCCAUGAAUCUGCAGAGAUCUUUGUUGUCUGUCAGGGAUUCCUGGCUCCUGACAAGGUUGACAGUAAAUUCUUUGACCCCAAGUUUGCCUUCAAGGAGGUUGAAGUUCAGGCCAAGACUGUCACUGAGCUGGUGACUAAGAAGAAGCCAAAGGCUGAAGGCUACGCUGAGGGCGAUCUCACUCUCUAUCACCGUACCUCAGUUACUGACUUCCUCCGAGCUGCCAACCCUGUUGACUUCCUCUCCAAAGCCAGUGAGAUCUCGCUGGACGAUGAAGAGUUGGCACAGCAUCCAGCUACCACUGAAGACAUACGGUCUUGCUGUCAGGACAUCAAAGUGCUGGGGCGGAAGGAGCUUAGGUCCCUACUGAACUGGAGAACAAAGCUUCGGCGCUAUGUGGCCAAGAAACUGAAAGAGCAGGCAAAGGCGCUGGAUAUCAGCCUUAGCUCAGGAGAGGAGGAGGGUGAUGAGGAGUCAACAACCGGGACCAUGAGGCAGUCCUCUAAGGAAGAGGAGGAGGAGGAACAACUGAAUCGAACUCUGGCAGAGAUGAAGGCCCAGGAGGUGGCGGAAUUAAAGAGGAAGAAAAAGAAGCUUCUGCGUGAGCAGAGAAAGCAGCGGGAGCGCGUGGAGCUGAAGAUGGAUCUGCCUGGGGUUUCCAUUGCAGACGAAGGAGAGACUGGCAUGUUCUCCCUGCGCACCAUCCGGGGUCACCAGCUGCUAGAGGAGGUGACUCAAGGGGACAUGAGCGCUGCAGACACACUUCUGUCUGAUCCGCCGCGAGACGACAUCUAUGUGUCAGAUGCUGAGGAUGACGACGAUGCAUCUCUGGACAGUGACCUGGAUUCAGAGGACCUCGCAGGAGUUGGAAGACCUCAGAGCCUAAAGAGCCAAAAGCGUGUACAAUUUGCUGAAGUAGAGGACGAUAAAACAGAGGAGGAAGAGAAUCCACUGCUGGUACCAUUGGAGGAAAAGGCAGUACUGCAGGAAGAACAAGCCAGCCUGUGGUUCUCAAAGGAUGGCUUCAGCGGGAUUGAGGAUGAUGCAGACGAGGCCCUGGAGAUCAGCCAGGCCCAGCUGCUGUACGAGAGCCGUCGGAAGGGGCAGCCGCCGCUGCCACCAACGCCGCAGCCUUCCAGUUUGAAGGUUAAACCUCGCUUGUGCCAGGAUGAGGCCCCUAAGGGGGCAGAGGCUCCAUCAGGGACAGGGGCUACCACUGGCCUUGGAGGGGAAGAGAGAGAUGACAGUUCCGACAGUGACAGCAGCAGCAGUGAGGAUGAAAAAAGCUGGGAAACACAGCGCAGUAAGAAGCGAAGCCGGGGACCUACGUCAGAUGACGACAGUGGGUUUGAGAUAGUGCCUAUCGAGGAUCCAGUGAAACACCGAAUACUGGACCCUGAAGGUCUUGCUCUAGGUGCUAUUAUUGCCUCUUCCAAAAAGGCAAAGAGAGACCUCAUAGACGACUCCUUCAGCAGGUACACAUUUAAUGAGGACGAGGGGGAGCUUCCCGAGUGGUUUGUGCAGGAGGAAAAGCAGCACAGGGUAAGGCAGUUGCCUGUCGACAAGAAGGAAGUGGAGCAUUAUCGCAAACGCUGGCGAGAAAUCAACGCACGUCCCAUCAAGAAAGUGGCUGAGGCAAAAGCCAGAAAGAAACGGAGGAUGCUGAAGAAGCUGGAGCAGACCAAGAAGAAGGCAGAAGCUGUGGUGAACACUGUGGACAUCUCGGAACGAGAGAAAGUGGCACAGCUUCGGAGUCUCUACAAGAAGGCUGGGCUUGGUAAAGAAAAACGCCAAGUCACCUAUGUUGUAGCCAAAAGAGGUGUGGGUCGCAAAGUGCGGCGGCCAGCUGGGGUCAGAGGUCAUUUUAAGGUGGUGGACUCAAGGAUGAAGAAGGACCAAAGAGCACAGCAGCGGAAGGAGCAGAAGAAAAAACAUAAGCGUAAGUGAGCAGCAACACUCAGGCCUGUUGGGAAGACAGCCUUGGAGGAGCGACUCCAUUCAGCGCUUGCUCCGGCAGCCCCCUUGCUUGCAGACAGAAAGGACAGUGAGGGGAGCCACCCGGGACUCUCUCAGUGGCCCUGAGUGUGGUGAGGACACCCUCUUCCUGUCAACACACUGCUGGAUGUCUGUGCUGUAGCAGACACCAGUCAUUCUGGGAAGGAUGUGACGCAGCACUGGAUGAGAAAAUGCCUUUUCAAACUCAUAACGGGCCAGUUCAGUUCUGGGGUAGCAUUCAUUAUGGUCUGGUUUUGGGCAGGUGGGGCUCUCAAGUUUCCCCCCCCCCAUUCUUUUCCAUUAUUAGCUGAAUAAAACUGGGAUGAUACCUUUUUCUGAUGAUUUAGUUCCCACAAAGUGGUACUCAAGAAAUACUUGAGUCACAGCAGGGUCACACUGUUCUAAGGCAUACAUUUAAUGCGUAUGGAUGCACAAUGAAGUAGAAAUGACACAAUCCACAGGUCCCAGUAGUAAACAUUUACUAGAGCAAGCAGAAAGGAAUGCACAUUUUAAAGAAACCUUCACAAAGUCACAAAAUUCAAAGUAUGUAUAUUUCUUGUCCUUUUAUAAACGAGAACAAAAAUCAAUCAUUUCAGCAAAAGAUUUUUCUACCGUUGUGGCAAGUUAAAAAAAAUACAAUGAAAUUGGAGAAGACACUUAAAAAGCUGUCAUUGGGUUUUUGUUUUUAACAUCAGUGACACUUCGGACCUAAGGCAAUCCUGAACGGUUUCCAGGAUCACCUUUUUUCCCUUUCAAGCACAGUCUGGGUCUGGCGGGUCACCCCCUCCUGCCUGUCUUCGGGCUGGAUACACACCUGAUGGGGAAUCUGAGCCUUGGCGCCCAUUUCAACACAGCAACUCCCCAGCAAAUGUCUGGAAGCACCGAAGUGCUUCCCACAUCCCUGACACCUUUAUGGAUUGGGUUUGCAGAAGCCAACUGGUAAAAAAAGGACUGCCUGGCCACACAGCUAAGAAAAAGAAUUUCAUCUGUAGAUGUUUACAAGGUGACAUUUUAGUAAAAAAUAUAUGCUACAUAUAGUAUAAACCUAGAGUGAGUUUUGUGCCCCUUAUUAAGGCCCUUUCUUCCAAGGUGUCCUCGGACCUUGACCCUCGUAACAACUCACCCAGAGCCCAAACUCCCAGUUUUCAUUGCUUUCAAGGACCAAGCAGUUUCCCAAGCAAACAUCUGAAAAGUGAUCCAGAUGAAGGAGUAAUGUCUGCAAGCUCCAGCUAUCCACUAAGGGCAGGGGGUCCACACAUCUUAGGCCCCAACCCAGCCCUGAGACACCUAGUUACCAAAAAU
Messenger RNA from Talpa occidentalis (Iberian mole), 3981 nucleotides. It is a transcript of the gene FTSJ3, whose product is annotated as FtsJ RNA 2'-O-methyltransferase 3. Bases 127 to 2631 code for a protein of 834 amino acids. The transcript is spliced from 20 exons. The record is from RefSeq and is a predicted model, not a curated record. Gene Ontology annotation, biological process: maturation of LSU-rRNA from tricistronic rRNA transcript (SSU-rRNA, 5.8S rRNA, LSU-rRNA); maturation of 5.8S rRNA from tricistronic rRNA transcript (SSU-rRNA, 5.8S rRNA, LSU-rRNA); rRNA methylation. Gene Ontology annotation, cellular component: nucleolus; preribosome, large subunit precursor; nucleus. Gene Ontology annotation, molecular function: rRNA (uridine-2'-O-ribose)-methyltransferase activity; rRNA (guanine) methyltransferase activity. NCBI's taxonomy places the organism in Eukaryota, Metazoa, Chordata, Mammalia, Eulipotyphla, Talpidae.